Messenger RNA from Nematolebias whitei (Rio pearlfish), 699 nucleotides. It is a transcript of the gene smtla, whose product is annotated as somatolactin alpha. Gene Ontology annotation, cellular component: extracellular region. Gene Ontology annotation, molecular function: growth hormone receptor binding; growth hormone activity. NCBI's taxonomy places the organism in Eukaryota, Metazoa, Chordata, Actinopteri, Cyprinodontiformes, Rivulidae. Gene Ontology annotation, biological process: positive regulation of growth; growth hormone receptor signaling pathway; animal organ development. The transcript has 4 exons. The record is from RefSeq and is a predicted model, not a curated record. The annotation marks the transcript as partial.
AUUUUUACCAUAUCUUCAGUCUUGCAAGAGGGGGUGUGGGCUCUGUUUCUGUGGCCCUGUCUUCUCAUUGUAAGCACCCCACUAGACUGCAGAGAAGAUCCAGGCAGCCUGAAUCGCUGCUCCUCCAUCUCCCAGGAAAAACUUCUGGACCGAGUCAUCCACCAUGCUGAACUAAUCUACCGGGUUUCAGAAGAACUUUGUGCUUUAUUUGAGGAGAUGUUCAUUCCUUUUCCUCUGAGGCUCCAGAGUAACCAGGCAGCGUAUGGGUGCAUCACCAAAGCCCUACCCCUCCCCAGCUCCAAAAGUGAAAUCCAACAAAUAUCUGACAAAUGGUUACUCCAGUCUGUGUUGAUGCUGGUCCAAUCUUGGAUCGGGCCUUUGGUCUACCUGCAGGUGACACUGGACAGCUAUGAUCAUGCUCCUGACAUGCUGCUUAACAAAACCAAGUGGGUUUCUGAGAAACUCAUCAGUCUGGAGCAAGGAGUGGUUGUCCUCAUCAAGAAGAUGUUGGAUGAGGGCCUGAUAACUACUGCUUACAGUGAUCAAGGUGUAUUACAAAAUUAUGUUCAACCAGAGAUGCUGGAAUCAGUUCUGAAAGACUACACCUUACUAAGCUGCUUCAAGAAAGAUGCCCACAAGAUGGAGACUUUCCUAAAGUUACUCAAGUGUCGUCAAACUGACAAAUACAACUGUGCAUGA